Messenger RNA from Xiphophorus maculatus (southern platyfish), 9102 nucleotides. RefSeq names its product ATP-dependent RNA helicase DDX3X-like. Gene Ontology annotation, cellular component: nucleus; P granule. Gene Ontology annotation, biological process: gamete generation; cell differentiation. The record is from RefSeq and is a predicted model, not a curated record. The transcript is spliced from 20 exons. Lineage: Eukaryota; Metazoa; Chordata; Actinopteri; Cyprinodontiformes; Poeciliidae. Gene Ontology annotation, molecular function: RNA binding; ATP binding; RNA helicase activity. Bases 289 to 2481 code for a protein of 730 amino acids.
CGUCCGCGGACUGCUUCUCUGCCUCAGCUGAAGAACAAAUCGACGCAGCUGGGUUUGCAUCAAGUAUCAACCCUUGACGCCUAAAUAGAGGAAUUUACCAUCACUUCAAAUUCAACAGCAUCAUUUUUGCAGCGUUAAAUAGAAACAGUAACCAAAUGAAAUAAGUGUCAACUAGCCGUAACCACAGAAACAGGCUAGAGGCAAAGAAGCCAAAACAAAACAUCAAAACCCGGCAAACAAAGAGGUCCUUUUUUCAACGCCAACAUUUUUCCUCCAUAUUCAAUAGUUAUGAGUCAUGUGGCCGUCGAAAAUGCCCACGGUCUAGAGCAGCAGCUUGCUGUCCUAGACUUGAGUGCUCCAGAUGGACAAGUCGGAGGGCGAUACGUUCCUCCACAUUUACGGAACAAAGACGCAUCCAAGAACGUGGGAAAUGCUUUUGCUGCUGGACGACCGGGCGGGUACACCAUAGCGCCUGCAGCGAACUACGGUUGGGACGCAGGGCGCAACAACUUUGUCAACGGCUACCAUGACAACCGCAUGAGCGGCAACUCGUUCAACCGUGGCCCGCCACGCAUGGAGCGUGGGCGAGGCGGUGUUGCGGGAGGCGGUUACCGUGGCAACAGGGGUGGAGCGUUCAAUCCCAUUAACCCCGCGCAACCCAUAAGCUUCGAUGCCAGUGGCUGGAACACGGCCAAAGACGCCUAUAGCAGCUUUGGCAACAACCGAGGAAAGUCUGCGUUCUUCAACGACAGAGGCAACGCCAGCAGAGGAAGGUUCGAUCACGGUGGAUUCGGUGGUGGCGGAGGAGGAAACAGCCGCUGGGUGGAGGAGUCCAGGGACGAUGGCGACUGGUCCAAGCCGCUGCCGCGUAACGAACGGCUGGAACAUGAGCUGUUCUCCGGCAGCAACACCGGGAUCAACUUUGAGAAAUACGACGACAUUCCCGUUGAGGCUACAGGACAAAACAGCCCUCAUCACAUCGAGAGUUUCCAAGAUGUCGACAUGGGUGAGAUUAUCAUGGGCAACAUUGCUCUGAGCCGCUACACCAGACCAACUCCUGUGCAGAAAUACGCCAUUCCUAUCGUGAAAUCCAAGAGAGACCUCAUGGCCUGCGCACAGACGGGAUCUGGAAAGACGGCUGCAUUCCUGCUUCCAAUUCUCAGCCAGAUCUACACAGAUGGACCAGGAGAAGCUCUGAAUGCAGCCAAAGCCUCAGGGCAGGAAAAUGGAAAGUAUGGCCGGCGUAAGCAGUACCCCAUUGCCCUGGUACUGGCCCCAACCAGAGAACUGGCGCUGCAGAUCUAUGACGAAGCCAGGAAGUUUUCAUACCGCUCCAGAGUGCGUCCCUGUGUGGUGUACGGCGGGGCAGACAUUGGCCAGCAGAUUAGAGACCUGGAGAGAGGCUGCCACCUGCUGGUAGCAACUCCUGGUAGACUGGUGGACAUGAUGGAGAGAGGCAAGAUUGGACUGGACUACUGCAACUACUUGGUGCUAGAUGAGGCAGACCGCAUGCUGGACAUGGGCUUUGAACCACAGAUAAGACGCAUCGUGGAGCAGGACACCAUGCCGCACAAAGGCAUCAGACAAACCUUGAUGUUCAGCGCUACGUUUCCUAAAGAGAUCCAGAUCCUGGCGAGGGAUUUUCUGGAGGAUUACAUCUUCCUGGCAGUGGGCAGAGUGGGUUCCACCUCGGAGAACAUCACACAGAAGGUGGUGUGGGUUGAAGAGAGCGAUAAGAGAUCUUUCCUCUUGGAUCUUCUCAGUGCUACAGUCAUCCCCAACGAAGUACAGGACAAUACUGGAGACAACGUAGAGAAACCUGGUAAGGACUCUCUGACCCUCGUCUUUGUGGAGACCAAGAAAGGAGCCGACGCCUUGGAAGACUUCCUGUACCGGGAGGGCUACGCCUGCACCAGUAUCCAUGGCGACCGCUCCCAGAGAGACCGCGAGGAGGCACUGAACCAGUUCAGAUCGGGAAAGUGCCCCAUCCUUGUCGCCACGGCGGUUGCAGCUCGAGGUCUGGACAUCUCCAACGUGAAACAUGUUAUUAACUUCGACCUGCCAAGCGACAUAGAGGAGUACGUCCAUCGCAUCGGACGUACGGGGCGAGUCGGAAACCUGGGGCUGGCCACGUCAUUCUUCAACGACAAAAACGGGAACAUCACAAAGGACCUGCUGGAUAUCCUGGUAGAGGCUAAACAGGAGGUUCCGUCAUGGCUGGAGAGCCUGGCCUAUGAACACCAGCACAAGAGUAGCAACAGGGGGCGCUCUAAGAGGUUCUCUGGUGGUUUCGGAGCUCGGGAUUACCGCCAGACGGCUGCCGGGGGCAGCGCCGGAGGGUUCGGGGGCCGGGGAGGACGCAACCAGCAGGGACAUGGAGGAAACCGUGGCUUCGGAGGAGGUGGUUUUGGCAACUUCUACACAAGCGACGGCUACGGAGGCAAUUACUCCCACUCUCAAGUGGAUUGGUGGGGAAACUAGGUGUCUCCAUUCCAUCUCUACUCAUCUUUCUUUCCUCCUUUGACUCCUUUUCCAUCAUUUCUCCCCAACCAUGUCAUCCACAUCCCGUCCGUCUCAUCACCUCUAGUAUUCCCUGGAACCUCCAUGCAUGUUAUUAAACUAUUUAUACUCAUUUAUAUAUCCCCUCCUUCUAGUCCCAGUCAGUCAUGUCUUUUAUUAGCUUUAGAUUCUCUCGUGCUUUCCAUCUUCAUUUUGUUUCCUUUACGUUCUUGAUCUUUCCUGGUAAAGUUGGCCACUUUUAUAAAGGAUUCUUGAAUUUUAUUUUGUUACUUCCUAACAAAGUUCGAGUUGUUCUCAAAGCCCCUCAUAUAGGAUGAUUUACGGACAUCUAUAGGUAGGGCAACAUUCGUUUCUUUUUUUUUUUUGUGACCUUUUGAUUUGAGUUUUAGCUUCAUGUUUACCAGUCAGGCAGGCUCCCUGUGAAACUUUGUAUUUAAGCGCAUGGCCAUGUUGUAAAUCACCGGCCAAAGAUUUUGUAAAACGCGGAGCUGGGCGAGACGGCAAGGCAAAAUGUCCGACAUAGGAACUUUAUGUGUUCUCCUUCAUUUCUAACCUGGAGUUUUUCACUUUUUAAAGCAGCGAUAUUUGAGUUACUGAUGUCUGCCGAAGAAAACGACAAACUGAACCCACCUAUAACCCCCUAACCAGUGAAAUGUCAGUUUUGCCCACUAGAAGGCGCUUGUUAAAACUUGAUUUCUUCAACUCCAACCAACAAUGUAGAGAAUCUUUUUGUUUCUGUACUGUGCCUUUAAGAAUUUAAACUCUAUGUAUGUUGCUUUUCUCACUAUAAUACCUAACUGGCUGCAAGUAUAGUUUUUAAAGGUUACUGUAUUUAAUGUCAUGUGUGGGUUUAAACGCGCACUUCUUCAUUCCCGUUUGGACGGAGACAAACUAGGCUUGAACUAAAUCAAACCUUGGCAAAAAAACACAAAAAAAACCAACACAAAACGAAAACUAAAACGGACGUAACGAGGAAAGCCGAAACUCCUCAUGUCCUCUUAGAGGUAGAAAAAAAAAAAUCACCAAAUGAGCUGUUUUUCCCUGACGCUUAUAACCUCUGUAGAGACAUUUGAACUUUUUCUCGGCUUGGUUGUAGGUUUUGUUGUAUUUUUUUGGGGGGGAGGGAGGAUACUCGUUUUUUUUUUACUUGCGUCAAAUCCAAAGCUCAAACUCGAGCUGGCAGCUUGGUUUCCCACAGCCUUUGUCACUAAUUGUCGGCCUCCACUCCUCUGGCGUCAUUAACCGUUAGUAAAAGCUGAUCCGAGGGUUUCUUGGUUAAAACAAGAUUGUAACACCCAAAAUCGAUAGUUUUUCUUUAUCCGACUCUUGGUGCCGGCAAUGCUUUUGGGAAACCGAAUCUGCUUCCAACUCAAACCUCAGUCUUAGUUCUUCAAAUCUUCCUGAAACUCUCAAAAGUAAGUUAAAGGAAAAAUAAAAAAACAUGCUCACUCUAUCCUGGAGAGUUAAACAGAAAGCCUUCUCUUCAAUAAAUCUUUCCAGUUUUUUAUUUUAUUUUUAAAUUAUUAAUUUGUUCGGUCCUUCAAAUCUGUUGAAGUAAAGCGUUAGAAUUUCUUUUCUUUCUUUUUUUUUACUGUAGUGACAACUGGGGCUUCCAGACGAUAAAAUGCUGCAUUUCCAGAGCACAUUAUAGCCACGGAGAGAGUAGAUACCUUCUUCACUUUUUGUCCUAAGUAAGCUACUUGAUUUUUUCCCCCCACCAUCUUGCAGAGGUACCACCUGGUUAAAAACAUCCUCACCUUGUUUUUGAGGCUCUUUUUCUUUUUCAAUUUAAGUGUCCUCUAAACCUUAACCCUGCUUUAACUGGCAAAGUCAAAGCAGUCUGAACCAGAGCUGCUAAAAUGUGCUGGUGGAAAAGCGGCAUCCCCGGGGAAGUCCUGCUUGGCUCUGUCGCAGAAGGAAAUCUCAAGGAGAAAGCCGACUCUGCACCGACAUUAUCUGCACUUUGUUUACUUGAUUUAAAAAAAAAAAAACACACAUGUAAAUAGUUGCAAACUUAAAGCAAAACCAGAGGGAUUUCCACAGAAAAUGUGACGGAUUAGAGGCGUGUAAAACUCGAUCACUCAACAUGGUCCAGACUUUGACUGGAAAGCUUUGUUCAGAGCUGCGGUGGGUGGAGAUGAGUAACGUUUCCAGCAGUGUAAUUCGUUAAUUUGGGCUCCUAACUUCCUAAAUUGCCCACUGCUUCUGACAAAGCCGGACCAAGACAAUAAAACAUAUGCAAGUGUUGUUGUUUUUUUGGUCAAGGAGUUAAGAAUGCAGAGCAGACUGCUCUAAAUCUAAAGCAGGCUUUAGUGAUAAAUACCAGGCAUGUUUUAUUUUAAUUUGACUUUUCUUCAGUUUCUUUUAAACAUGUAAUUCUUUAGCUCCAGUUCCCUCACAUCUGCUCUGCCGGGAUGUAAUGGAAGCUAGUUGGCUUUAUCACAAUAAUCGAAGAGUUUUCCACUGAGAAUAGAGGACAGCCGUUACAGGAUGCAAUGUCGCACUCCACCCUGUCUUAUUAGUUGCUCUUUACAUCCACUUAUUAAAUAAAACAAAAAACAAAUUUAAGUUGCAUUCUCGGCUUCAUUUGUCCAAAAUAAAUGGACCUUAAUGAAGUCUGAUUAAAUUAAGAGCGCCAACACUUGGUAUGCUCGGAUGUUUUUAGCCUAUCAGGGUUUUGUUUUUCUUGCAGCAAUGGUUGAUAGUCUCCAUAUUAAACUUCUUCAGCAAAUAACCAGCACCGAGAUAGAAUCUGUAAAGGUACAAUAAGUUGCUAAUGACAAUCAAGUUUAAAAUUCCCGCGUGAACAGAACUCUUUUCCGUUGCAUGUUCAGUCAUUUAGCCGCCAUCUCGACAUGCAGAGGUUUUGUCAUGCAGCUGCCCGACUUCAACCCGUGUCUUCCACAAUGAUGAAAUUCCCAGAACUGAACCACUAUUGAGCUGUUGGAAAUGUCCUCCACUACCAACCUCGAACUUUGACCUUGCUGUGAGCGGUGUUACUGUUGAUAUAUUUACUGUCGGAGUAGGGAUACUGUUGGUGUUUGUUACUUGAAUCCAAAGCGGCUGCUGCAUCCAAGCAGACGUUCUUUAAAUUUCUGUGUUAUUUGUUCUACUUGGAUCACGUUCCUUGAUUGAGUACAGUGCACGGUCUAGAAGCUGCUGUGCCUUCUACUGACCACUAGGGGGCAAUGAAGGAAUAAGCACUUUGUUGGCAGCUGCAUGUUUUGAUAUACUAAUUUUAUUUUAAAUUGUAAACAGUGGAAGUUAAAUGUUUAGCGAUUUGUUUAUAGGCCACUCCUGUCCAAUAGAAGUCGGAUAUGCAAUGCAAAAUGCGUCUCAUGAGCAAAAUUCACUGUUAGUUGCAUUUGCCAAAUAAAUCAAGCUAGAGCAAUGCUUCACUACCACUGUGCCCUGAAUCUCAAACCUUAAUAUUGCUUGGCACUCAAAUUUCUACCAAAGUGAAAUAAAGUUCUGUUGCUUGCUCAGAUUAUGUACUUAGAUUCCUUGAUUUUUAGUUUCAAACUUUUUUUUUAUUAUUAUUAUUUUUGCUACGUUUAAAUAAAACUGUUGGCAUGCUGCGUGCUAACAUCCAAUUUCCAAAAUGUGCAUAGUGCCUUGUAAUGACUGAAUUACUGACUCACACAUUGGUUAGGGCUGGGUAUGUUUUCAGUUGGAUAUGAUGUCCAAACUAUUGCUCUCUCGAUAUGAAACUGUAGGUGUGUAAAUGUUAUAUCUCUCCAUGUGAAUGUCAGAUUGACUACCUCAAGGUACGAUCGCAACAACCAGAAGGGCAUUUAGAGAGCUUGCCAUCUUCAAAGCUGGUGGGCCUCAUUUAAUGCCUUUUUGUACAAAAAAAAAGAAGAAAUAAAUUAGUUUAUCCUUGUGUCGCCACUUUACAAAGUUCAACGAAUUUCAGUACUGGUAGGUUUUGCACUCGCGCUACCAUAAAGCAGCCAUUUGGCACAAGCUUUUUCAGACGCAAAUCAGGCACAAAUUAAUUCUGGUGCUGCUCAAGCGCGUGAAAUUAUUUCGUGCCAUUAAUGUUCCAUCUCGAACAGAUUCUUGGCUUUCUAGCCACAUUUCUUCAGAAACUUUGGUCAUUCUUUAUAGUCCCAAUUGGAGUCGUACAAGGCCGACUCUUAGUGGCUCGCUAACAUUUACGGCACUACUACCAACACAUCUAGCACUUUAAAAGAUUUAAACGCCUGCAAAUCCUGUGUUGUAUUGCUUGCUAAUUUGAAACUGCUAACAUGCUAACUGCAGUUAUUGCAACAUGUACAAGUAUUGUGAGUUUACACUUGAUCUGUACCUAUGCAGAAUCCAUUGUAGGCAUUUAUUCUCCCCCCCACACACACCCUGUUACUGAGUGUGCAUGUAAGAUAUGAACAUAGCUAAUUUAUCCAGAUCAUUUCAAGAACACUCUGUUCUUUUUUUUGUGUGUGUGUGUGUGUGUGACUAAAACCCUUCUCAUUUCCAAAUCCAGCACUUUAAUUUUUUUAUUGUCGUUUCUAAAACCCAUUGAUGCCUUAUAUUAGUGGUGAAUACCCAGCCCUAAAGGAGCAGAUGGCUGUUUGUUCCUGAUGCGCUCAUCAUUUACGCUGAUGACUCUGUGCUCUCUAAGUUAUUCGCAGGAGUGCUUUUUUUUUUUAAAGACAUGAAGAACAAUUAAUGGUGCUAUGCUCCCAUUGCUGCGGCCUGUAGGCCUCCCUGUUGUAAAAUGACUUUAAAUCAACAGUUUUGCAGAAAAUACUGUUUGGUUAAGGCUUGUUUGUGUUGAGUCUUAUGUAGCACACGUCCUUCACGCCUCCGAGAAGUUUUCCGACUGAAGGUAUCCGUCGUGUAGCACAGCCAGGCGAAGUUUGCCCACAGUUUAAUGUGGUUUGUGUUUGUUGUAAGGAAAGGUCCUUCCAGAUAGGAAACCGUUUUUUGCUUUUAACUUUUUAUUUUCUUUGGGGGAUUUUUUUUGUUUGUUUUUCUUGGGACCAGGUGGAGCUCUAGUCAACAGCAACUGUAGGAUUCAACUGUUUUGCCGCGUUCCUGAGUCUACUUUCGCUGCUAGUUUGUGUAAUUUAUCAAGCAUUUUUGGGGCGAUAUGUUUAUUUUUGUAAGUCUAAAUACAUAAAGCUGAUGUUUUACAAAGUGACUUGACCAAAAGACAGUAAACAAAAACACUGGCACUUGAAUGUUGAAUGUCGUUGGUAUGAGUGGAGACAAAAAAAAAAAGAAAUCUCUAUUUUUCUGGGGUAGUGUGAGCUUUUUAAUGUAAAAAAAUAAAAUAAAAAUGCAAUGAGUGGGGGUUUCACACUCAUGUCACUGUAACAGGAAGUGCUGGUUUGUGCUUUCUUUUGGAGAGUGCCAAAAUCACUCUGGUUUAUUAUUUCCAUACUUAAGACGGGAACCUGUGAGGCGUUCAGGUCCCUCCGAAGAAAUCCCUUUACUUUUUCCUUCAGGAUCGCCCUAAAACCAAAUUUAUUACCAUCACCGUCUGUUAAUAUUAAAAGUCUUGGCCAGAGCCUGUUUAUUAUAAUCACAAAAAUUCUAAACACAAAAUAUCCUCCAUUGUUAAUGAAAUAUAGUCAAAAUUGCUCCAAGAACUGCGUCUAAGUGAAGCACUGGUCGUCGUGUUGCACGUUACCGUGACAUAUGAAGUGAAACACCCCGCACAGGUUACCUUAAGUCAUAUUUAUGAUCCAUAAACCUGUUUGUGCGACAGGCUCCGUCGCUAAUAUCAGCAUAAAACGAUCUCCGAUUGGCAAACGGAUUUGAAUAAGUUCCAAAUAUGCCAAGGUUUGGAUUAAAAAAAAUAAUAAAAUGUUAUGAUUAAAGACCAUUUUGUAAAAAAAAAAGAAAAGAAAAAAGUAACAUGCAGUACAAAAAAAAAAAAAGUAUCCAGAUUCUCGUCAAGUCAGUUUUACUUUUUAGUGACUUUUUUUUAAAACUAUUAUUAUUAUUUUGGAAUCGUAACUCCCCUUCUCCCUCUUCUUGUUAACACCCUCGUUGUGAAUGUUUGGCAAGUGGCCGUCUUUAAAGUCUCCAUCACGCAGAAUUGACUGUGGUUAUAUUGCUACGUUGUUGUGAUUUGCAUAUUUUCAGGCAACAAGUGCAUUGAUGCUGUCACAGGAGAGUUUCUGGCCAGUCAGGAAAAAAAUUUUUACUUUUUUUUUUUUUUUAAAAAACAACCUUUUUUUGGUUCUGGUUUGUUUUUUUUUUUUGAGCAAACUAAUUGCACAAAAACAACUUUGUGACUUUCUCUGUUAAAAAAAAAAAUAAAAAAAAAAUACACAAACAAAAAACUGCAAUCUAAAUAAUAAUAAUAAAAAAGUGGAGGUAUGUUUCUGAAUGACUGUUGUUUUAGCGGGUGUAUUUAAAAGACUUUGGGAGUCCAGUGCCGUCUUCAUCACUGAUUGGCCAGACCGCUCGACGUGAUGUAGCAGAAGCACCAGCCUGGUAGUUAGUAUUUGCUUUAUGUAUUAGUUUAGCAAGUGUGCACGAAGAGCACUGCACGAAAAAAAAAAAAAAACAAACAAAAAAAAAUCUGUGCAACUAUUCCGAUUUUACCACAAUUAAAGGUUUGGAUUUGCA